AGCUGUUAUUCUCAUCCGGAUUUUGCACAUUUUAAAUGAUAUUAUUAUUAUAUAACACCACACGUGUGUAUUUUUAGCACCGUGAAAGUUUAAAAAGCUGAUUACAUGUGGGAGUAAGUCACAUUGUUCUAACCAGACACAUAACAGAGAUGAAGCUGUUUGUACUUCUGUUGAUUUUCACCUGUGUUGCAUGGCAACAAUCUGACGCUUACAAGUGGAUGCCACGCCCAGGUGUCAUUGGCCUGCCACGCCCAGGUGUCAUUGGCAUGUCACGCCCAGGUCCCUUUGGAAGAUACGGCCUAAUCGUAUCCAAAAGAGCAGAGAGAGAUCUUGGUACAGAACUCGACACAGACGAGGACGGCUAUCUGGAUGAAACAGAGUUAGAACAACACCUCAGUGAACGAGACAUUCUCGAUUUCAUAUCGGCUUUAAAUGAAAAUGGUGAUGACCUCCUCUCUGUUGAUGAAUUUAAUGACAAGCAGUGACCAGUUAAUCAGAUUGUGCCAUCGUUUAACAGAUGAAGUAGAUGAGUGUAUAAUAAAUCGAAUUUGAACAAAA
Messenger RNA from Gigantopelta aegis, 558 nucleotides. RefSeq lists its product as uncharacterized. Lineage: Eukaryota; Metazoa; Mollusca; Gastropoda; Neomphalida; Peltospiridae. Bases 150 to 485 code for a protein of 111 amino acids. The record is from RefSeq and is a predicted model, not a curated record. The transcript has 5 exons.